Diospyros lotus (date-plum) is the source of this 1348-nucleotide messenger RNA. Its product is annotated as mitochondrial dicarboxylate/tricarboxylate transporter DTC-like. The transcript is spliced from 6 exons. The coding region runs from base 101 to 997 and encodes 298 amino acids. The record is from RefSeq and is a predicted model, not a curated record. Gene Ontology annotation, molecular function: oxoglutarate:malate antiporter activity. Lineage: Eukaryota; Viridiplantae; Streptophyta; Magnoliopsida; Ericales; Ebenaceae. Gene Ontology annotation, biological process: transmembrane transport.
GGCCCCCGGACUGGUCUCCGUCUCUCCCCCUCGUUUCUUUCGCUGCUUUUUUGGGCUCUCUCUCUCUCUCUCUCUCUACAAAGUCUCUCGGUAGAAAGAAAUGGGAGAGGAGAAGCCGAAGCCUACUGGAGUAUGGCCGACCAUCAAGCCUUUCGUCAAUGGCGGCUCCUCUGGCAUGCUCGCUACCUGCGUCAUCCAGCCCAUCGACAUGAUCAAGGUGAGAAUUCAAUUGGGUCAGGGAUCAACGGCCGAGGUGACAAAAAACAUGCUAAAGAAUGAGGGGAUUGGCGCAUUUUACAAGGGGCUGUCUGCUGGGCUACUUAGACAAGCUACAUAUACAACUGCCCGACUUGGGACAUUUAGAAUUCUGACAAAUAAGGCAACUGAGGCCAAUGAUGGGAAGCCCCUGCCUUUAUAUCAGAAGGCUUUGUGUGGUUUAACUGCUGGAGCAAUUGGUGCAUGUUUUGGAAGUCCAGCAGAUUUAGCACUCAUACGCAUGCAGGCUGAUGCUACCUUACCUGCUGCUCAGCGCCGGAACUACACAAAUGCAUUCCAUGCCCUCUAUCGUAUUAUUGCAGAUGAAGGAGUUUUGGCUCUUUGGAAAGGUGCAGGACCAACUGUCGUGAGAGCAAUGGCAUUGAAUAUGGGGAUGCUUGCCUCAUAUGACCAAAGUGUUGAGUUUUUCAGGGAUUCUCUUGGUUUGGGUGAAGCUUCUACAAUAAUAGGUGCCAGCUCGGUCUCAGGGUUCUUUGCUGCAGCAUGCAGUUUACCCUUUGAUUAUGUGAAAACUCAAAUACAGAAGAUGCAACCUGAUGCCACAGGAAAGUAUCCGUACACGGGUUCAUUAGAUUGUGCCAUGAAAACCGUGAAAUCUGGAGGGCCCCUCAAAUUAUAUACAGGAUUUCCUGUAUAUUGCGUUAGAAUUGCUCCCCAUGUCAUGAUGACAUGGAUAUUCCUGAACCAACUUCAGAAGCUCGAGAAGUCUGUUGGGUUGUAGUUUGCGGGUAUAGAGAUCUCAAUUGGAGUUUGAGCCGUGUCAGAAUAAUAUUUCAUGUUUUGUGUUGUAUUUUUUUUGCUGGAUUUGGUGACCACAUCACAUCCUCAAGUCUUGGGAAAUUUUUUAUUACUGUGGUAGAACUUGUCAAUGACCCCAACUGAGUUGGGAAGUUGUUAUUUCAGAGGUGACUGAGAUAGGAUUUUGCAUAUUCCUUUCAGCUAGCUAGCUUUGUAGGGGAUAUUAUCUGAAAAUGCUUGACAGAGAAAUUGUUCAAGCAAAAUAAUUUUUCCAAACUAAAGGGUACCCUUCAUUCAUAAACACUAAUCUCAUUUUGCCUUUUGUCUUUUUCUA